Molecule: messenger RNA, 1011 nt
Organism: Amphimedon queenslandica
Lineage: Eukaryota; Metazoa; Porifera; Demospongiae; Haplosclerida; Niphatidae
Exons: 4
Coding region: 69-872 (267 amino acids)
Biological process (GO): cell-matrix adhesion
Source: RefSeq, a predicted model, not a curated record
ACAACUAAAAUGGGAUCAGUACUUCUAACAGGAACUAUACUAGUAAGAUACAAUAUAUAUGAUAGUGUAUGGUACUAUCUUUACAGGUUAUACUGAGUACAUGUUAUACAAAUGGACUAGAACUAACUGACUUGUACCCAUAUGGUACAGAACAUGGAGACACCAUGAGGACUGGAUAUAAUAGUCUCCCUACAGUGCCAUUACUGGCUCCAAUUGAUAAUUUACUUGCGUUUGGUCCAGCUGGACUUACAGCAACAAGAUAUUCAAUUAACUAUGAUGGGUACCUGCGAUUGCAUAAUGAUGGUAGUGAUAGCAUCUUAUUAAAUUUGUUCUACCUUGGUGAUGGUGAUUUUGACAAUACUAAGAUAUACGGUAGGACUACUGCUGAUCCAGGAUUAAUGAACAGAGCCAUGGAUCAGAUUAAUGAAGCAUUUCCUUAUACUUUCUGUAGUACAUCUCCUCCUACACAAUUAAUAGUAGGAACAUGGAUAGAUUAUCUAAAGUUUGGCUCAAACCCAGGCAGUAACUUCCAGGCUAUAGUUGUAACUAAUGGAAGCAUUACAUUUGGUAUUGCACUUUAUGUUGAUGUGAGCAUUGCAUCAGCUGAAACUACUGGAAUAGAGUCAUAUAUUAAUAGUGUCACUACAGUAGUUGAUUAUUCUUUAUUUCCAUUUGGUACUACUGUUAUGGGUGCUCCUAGCAUGAUGCUUAACAGCAACAUACCAGGGACAUAUAUAUUUUCACUGAAUGAUAUACCACCACCAGACCCUUGCAGUUCUGUCUGCUAUUCUUGUAAGCCCAGACUUUUUCAGUUGGCAUGUGAGAUCAGGAGGAGCAAUGGUGAAAAUGUACCAGCUUCUUGUAAUAACUAAUGACAUUCUAUUUUAUUGUGUUUUUGUUUUAGUUUUUUGUGAUUUUAUUAUUUUCAGUAGUGAAUUAGUCAAUUUUAAUAGUAGAAACUAGAGAUAUAGUUGUUUUGUCAUGGAUUAUUUUAGUAACAAUUUUUUGUAA